Messenger RNA from Penicillium argentinense, 513 nucleotides. RefSeq lists its product as uncharacterized. The transcript has 3 exons. Lineage: Eukaryota; Fungi; Ascomycota; Eurotiomycetes; Eurotiales; Aspergillaceae. The record is from RefSeq and is a predicted model, not a curated record. The coding region runs from base 1 to 513 and encodes 170 amino acids.
AUGUCUGAAUCCGUCUUCUUUCACCUCCUCUCCUUCAGCGUUUCUCGUCCCGACCCCAUCCUGGUGCAGUUCAUUGCAUCCCGAUUAGGAUCACCGCUCUCUUUCCUCUACCCCCGAAUCCCCCUCCCCCUCUCCGGCGACCGACCACUCCCCGCCGUGACCUGCAAGCGCUCUGCGCGGUCCACCCCCGAGGUAGUCACAACUGCCUCGGAGGACGAGAAUCGCGCAGUAGCUACUGCACCGCCGAAGCGGCUACGGCAUGAAGAGAGCCGCCGCAGUAGCCAAGGUAAGCUGAAUUUGGUUAUGGGUGGCACUGUCAACUCGACCCCGGCGCAGCCCUGGACCCGAAAAGUUGGAUCCGAGAAGUCCAAGCACGCAGCAGCCCUAGAAGCGCUGCGUCGACGCCGUGCCCGGGUCAACAAUGGAUCAGAUGCUUCCCAGGAAGAGGGCGCUGAUGCCAACCCGGAAGACGUCGAGGACGUCGACUACCGCGGGACAAAUCUCGACAAGUAA